AUGUCAAUUAAUCGUAAAUUAGACUGGUUUUACUUCUGGUACUUUGUGAUACAUGUGCCUAUAACAGUACUUAUUGACUCAUGCUUGAUUGUACCUCCGUCAUGGCAAUUCAAUAUUCAAAAGACGCUCGUACAAUUCCAUAUUGCUACAAAUAAUGAUUUCUUACUUGACACUUUACCAUUAUGGUUACAAGUUUUUGGCUUUGUAGAAUUGGUUUUCCAAUUGCCUUUAUUUGUUUACGGCGCUUUUAAAUUGUAUAACAAUGACAUUACCAUUUAUCCAUGGUUAGUUAUAUAUGGGUUCAAUGCUUCAUUUACAACUUUGGUAUGCUUAGUUUAUGUACUUGCAGAAGGUGAAUCUCAUGGAUUAUUACUGGGACAAGUUUGGGGCUUAUUUGGAUUAUAUGUUCCAUACUUUAUAAUCCCAUUAGUGAUGUUAAUUGAUUCUAUGAACAGAAUUUUAAAGAAAUUAGUUAUAAAGGAGAAAACUUUAUAG
[Candida] anglica is the source of this 495-nucleotide messenger RNA. The record is from the annotation of a GenBank genome assembly. Lineage: Eukaryota; Fungi; Ascomycota; Pichiomycetes; Serinales; Debaryomycetaceae.